Molecule: messenger RNA, 2563 nt
Organism: Hipposideros armiger (great roundleaf bat)
Lineage: Eukaryota; Metazoa; Chordata; Mammalia; Chiroptera; Hipposideridae
Gene: TMEM45B
Product: transmembrane protein 45B
Exons: 6
Coding region: 92-919 (275 amino acids)
Source: RefSeq, a predicted model, not a curated record
GCUCACGCACCUGCUCUGUGGCGGCAGCACUGGGAGGACAAGAGGCCAGCGGACUGCUCGGGGAGCUCAGCGUAGGUGUCCUCGAACCCCGAUGGCAAACUUCCAGGGCCACGCUCUCCCAGGGAGUUUCUUCUUGAUAGUUGGACUAUGGUGGUCAGUGAAGUACCCACUGAAGUACUUUCAUCAAAAGGGGAAAAGGAGCCAACUGAUUCAUUAUUAUCAGCGUCUAGAGAUCAUUGAAGCCGCAGUCAGAACUUUAUUUUCGGUCAUUGGGAUCCUGGCAGAGCAGUUUGUUCCAGAUGGACCCCACGUCCACCUGUACCAUGAAAAUCACUGGAUAAAGUUAAUGAACUGGCAGCACAGCACCAUGUAUCUAUUCUUUGCAAUCUCAGGAAUCACUGAUAUGCUCACCUAUCUCGUAACCCACGUUCCCUUGGGGGCUGACCGAUUGGUUAUGGCUGUGGCAGCAUUCAACGAAGGUUUUCUCUUCUACCACCAUGUUCAUAACCGACCACCAUUGGACCAGUACAUCCACUCACUCCUGCUGUGUGCUGUGUUUGGGGGGGCUCUCAGUAUCUUCUUAGAGGUGAUCCUUCGGGACAAUAUUGUGCUGGAACUUUUCCGGACCAGCCUCGUUAUUCUUCAAGGCACCUGGUUCUGGCAGAUUGGGUUUGUGCUGUUCCCACCCUCUGGAGCGCCCACCUGGGACCAGCAAGACCACGCGAACAUCAUGUUCAUCACCAUGUGCUUCUGCUGGCACUACGCAGCUGCCCUCUGCAUUGUGGCCAUCAACUACUCUCUUGUUUGCUGCCUUUUGCCUCGGUUCAAGAGGCAUGGAGGAGAAAUCAUUGGGAUUCGGAAGCUGAAGUCAGAUCACACUUGCCAGAAGGCCCUUUUGAGUGGCUCAGAUGAGGAAUGAGAGGCCAUCAGUCAUCAAUGGGGGUGGGUUCCUUUGAGCACAAACAGCUAGUGUUCAAAGGUAUAGCUCAUCUUUAAUGCUUGCAUUUUAAUGCUUGCUUUGGUCUGCUCUUACAGUUCUAUGUAUUUGCACCUUCUUAGUUGACUAAAGUGUGUGUGGGCGUGGUAUCGUUCAUAAAGCAAAACGAAGCAAGGCUGUGUCUCUCAGAAAUCAGAAACUGAAAGUUUCAGAAUAGGAAGUGGCUUCAUGGACAAAUCCAAAAUACGAAUCCAGCAGAACUUACUGCUUUUGAUGAUGUAACUUUUCUUUCUUAAGAAAGCAGGUGGUUUAUCAGAAAGUAAGGGAAUGGCAGUGCCUUUAUUUUAGAGAUGCAAUUCUAACAUGUGUUUUUGAAAAGUAGUAAUUCACAAGCUUUGGUAUUUUCAAUGUUCCUUGUUAAAACAUCUCCUAACUAAUCAUAGUAUUCCAGAGUACUGCAAUACCACUGUUGAUAAGUGAUAAAGUUAAGCCAAAGGCGAUUUUUUUUUUUAAUUAGGAAGCUAGUUAGUGGCCCAGCUGAGAGCUGGAACUCAGAUGUUCUGAUUCCUCAAAAGUACCCUCGUAAGACGAUGCUGACAGGAAAUCUGUAUAAUGAGGUAGAGAGAAAAAUGUCAGGCCUUGAAUUUAAAUACAGCUGAAAGCACACGAUAAGAAUCUUGAACUAGUAAUAUAAGUUUUUAUACUCUAGUCUUGGUUCUGGAUCUGUUCUUUUUUUUAAAACUUCCUUCAACGAAGAUUUAUUAAACAUCUACUUUGCAUUGGCACUGAAAUGGUUGUAAGUAUUAACAAAUAUGUGUCCAGCAAGGAAUCCAGUCUAAUGGGAGAGCUAUGCCAGCAGUUCCAUACAGGGUGACUGGUGCCAACAGGGUAAGUACAUACAACCACGCGAGAUAAAGGAGGGAGGACAAAUGGAAAGUUUGCCCCAUAGAAAAACCACAGUCAAGGCCAAGAAAACAGUCUGCACAAAGGCAAUGAAAGAAAGGAAGAACAUGCAGAGUUAAAUGUAUUAAGUUCUAUAAACUGGUAAAAGUGGGUUAGGACUAAUUUGGAAGGUCUUAUAGACCAAACAGUACCGUUCAUUUGUUUGGCAUUUUUCAGAUUUUGAAAUAUGUAUCUCACUUGUUUCUCACAACCACCUGUAAUGUAAGUACAUCAGGUUCUUCAGAGAAGUUGAUUAGCCUAAGGCCAUACAGCUACUAAGUUGUAGAACCAGUCUUCAGUAGAACUCAAAAGCCAGCUUUUUUCACCUCUGUCCCUCUGCUACUUGACAUAAAUAUGGCAGAGAUCAUUUAUCUGAAGCACUGUAUGCGCUUGAAGAAAUACUGUACUCAGUGAAAGGUAACCUCCCGUAAUUAGCCAGCAUUUCAGAGUUGAAGUCACAGCUUAGGGGUUAAGAAUGAGGUACUUGAAAACAUCCAUUUAAUUUUUAGAGAACCUGUGGGUCCCCUUUCAGGAUCCACUCUGGUUUGCUUGCUGAGUAGAAACCUAAACAUUCAUUCAACAAGUACUAGAGGACCUACUGUUGGCAAUUAAUGUAAAACAUGUUCUUUCCUUAGGGACUGGAGGUGGGAAGAAGGAACCUAUUCUUGGCUUUACUCCCCAAGU